UGCUGGCCAAUGACCUGGCCCCAUCGCUCGGUGCUAAAUCACAAGGUGAUCUAGGUUGCGGCCACGGGGCAGGCUGGAGCAGUGCCCCGGGCAGGGUGAACCGGCGACCGUUUGGCACGGCAGACUUCGACCGUACCCUCCACGGGGGCGAAUCACCGGAAACUUUGGACGCGGACGCGGAUCAGAGUGUAAGUGUUAGUCUUUGUUAGUUAAGGGUGGCUCAGUUCACGACCUAGUAAAGGGGGUGCUCACGAUCUCUGGGCGUAGAUGUUCCAAUGGGGAGGGUAGGGUUACCGCCGUGCGCUCGCGGUGGUAUCGCGUGUAUUGGUUAUUUACCGUUACCGCUGAUGGUGGGUUGGUUACCGUACACCACCGAGCCUACGAUGUACAGUAUUUUGGUCGUGAUGAGCCUCUUCUUUUUCACCUGCACCUUGGUAUUUGACUUUGUCGAUGCUGGUGAUGAUGCUAUAUUCUACACUGGAUGGGUCAGUGAUUCAGGGGCGAUUCUUACCAACCAGGAAUCAUACAUACAUACAUCUCUCUGUACCAGUGUCAGUAUCUAUACAAUAGCCCUUCCUUCCACCUCGAACAACAACCACAACCAUCUAACUAGUUCACACCCCUCGAAGAUUGACCACCAACAAGACGACAUCAAGUGUCCAACUUCAUAUCAUGUUAUUCAUUCUACUACGGCUAUAAACCAAAUCAAACCCAACAAUUCCAUCAUCCCCAGCCAGCACACAAAACCCCCCUAGCAAGUAAUAACCGCGCCCCCCAAAAAGGUUUCCUCUUUACUUUGACUACGACUUUUCUCUCUCCAAUGGUCAUCUUUACCACUGCCCCGGGUCGGGUCACGACUCAUCUCACUGAGACUCAGAAAGAGUGGCCGGCCCACACCGUCUCACCCGCCGCGAAAGCCUGUCACUUUAGACGGUGUCAGUGCGCGGUUCCGGAUGCU
Messenger RNA from Aspergillus uvarum CBS 121591, 958 nucleotides. RefSeq lists its product as uncharacterized. The transcript has a single exon. The coding region runs from base 276 to 755 and encodes 159 amino acids. NCBI's taxonomy places the organism in Eukaryota, Fungi, Ascomycota, Eurotiomycetes, Eurotiales, Aspergillaceae. The record is from RefSeq and is a predicted model, not a curated record.